Cannabis sativa is the source of this 3087-nucleotide messenger RNA. Its product is annotated as glutamate receptor 2.1. Lineage: Eukaryota; Viridiplantae; Streptophyta; Magnoliopsida; Rosales; Cannabaceae. Gene Ontology annotation, molecular function: signaling receptor activity; ligand-gated monoatomic ion channel activity. Gene Ontology annotation, cellular component: plasma membrane. The transcript is spliced from 5 exons. The record is from RefSeq and is a predicted model, not a curated record. The coding region runs from base 14 to 2986 and encodes 990 amino acids.
ACACCUAUAAUAUAUGUAUAUAUAUAUAGACAUAUAUAGAAUGAAAAGAAUUAGCAGUAGUAUUGAAAAUAAUCGAAUUAUUAAGACCAUGAUGAGGAGAAAGAAUUAUAAUCGUUUAUUAUUUUUGGUAUUAGUUGCAAUAAUAAGUUGUAGUUGCAUGGCUCAAAACGACACUAUUCCAGUGAAAGUUGGUGUCGUUUUGGACAUGGAAACUCAGAUUGGUAAGAUUUGGUUAAGUUGUAUUGAAUUGGGUCUCUCAGAUUUUUAUGGCUCUCAUCCCAAUUUUAAGACAAGAUUGAUUCUCAAUAUUAGAGAUUCUAAAGAAGAUGUCGUCACUGCAGCUUCCCAAGCUUUAGAUCUCAUAAAAAAUGUCCAAGUGCAAGCAAUCCUAGGGCCACAAAGUUCAACUCAAGCAAAAUUCAUUAUCGACUUAGGUCAGAAAGCUCAAGUGCCAAUAAUAUCAUUUUCAGCAACAAGUCCUUCUCUUAAAACGUCAAGUCAACAAAGCUCGUACUUUUUCCAAACAGCGACGAGUGACUCUUCUCAGGUCAUGGCCAUUAGUUCCAUAGUCAAAGCUUUUGGGUGGCGAAAAGUUGUCCCCAUCUACACCGACAACGAAUAUGGAGAAGGAAUCCUUCCUUAUUUAAGUGAUGCCUUAGGAGCAGUUAAUGCUGAAAUACCCUAUCGAAGUGUCAUUUCUCCAUUUGCCACCGACGAUCAAAUCAAAGUUGAGCUUUACAAACUAGAGACAAUGCAAACUAGGGUUUUUAUUGUGCACAUGUGGUAUAACCUAGGAUCAAGGCUAUUUACCAUAGCCAAGAAGAUUGGAAUGUUGGAACAAGACUAUGUUUGGAUCAUAACACAAGAUUUCACCAAUCUUUUAAGCUCAUUAAAUUCCAUGGAAUUGAAUUCAAUGGAAGGGGUUUUGGGAAUUAUGAGUUUUGUGCCACAAACAAAAGAACUUAAUAACAUUAAAACUAGAUGGAGAACCAAGUUCUACAAAGAUACUAAUAAUGACCCUUCUUUUCUUGAUGCCAAACUCAACAUUAUGGGCAUGUGGGCUUAUGAUUCAGUCUAUGCAUUAGCUUUAGCAAUAGAGAAAAUUAGUAAUACAAUCACAUUAAAUAGUAAUGUUACUACUAGUGGUAGCUUAAUAGAUCUUUAUAGUUUUAGGAUGUCACCAAUUGGUCCAAACUUAUUAGAAGCUAUAUCAAGUACAAAAUUUAAGGGCAUCGCUGGAAAUUUCAUAUUAGAUAAUAAUGGACAAUUAGAAACAUCGACGUUUAAAAUAAUAAAUAUUGUCAACGGUGGAGGAAGAGAAAUAGGGUUCUGGACACGAAAAAAUGGCCUACUAAGAAAGUUAUUAUUGCAAUCCAAUAAUGACAAAUAUUCAACUUCAAAAUCGAAUCUCGGUCUUAUCAUAUGGCCAGGAGAGUCAAUUUUACCUCCAAAAGGUUGGGAGAUCCCAACAAAUGGGAAGAGGUUAAGGAUUGGAAUUCCUAUUAAAAGUGGUUUUAAUGAGUUUGUAAAAGUGAUGAACUUUGAUUCAAGUACAAACAAAUCUGAUGCUAUUGGCUUCACCAUUGAUGUGUUUAUGGCUGCACUUAAUGUUUUACCAUAUGCUCUUCCUUACGAUUUUUUCCCGUUUGUCAAACCUGAUGGCACGAGUGCUGGAACGUAUGAUGAUUUGGUCUAUCAAGUAUUUCUCGGUAACUAUGAUGCAGUAGUGGCAGACACAACAAUUAGAGCAAAUCGGUCGCAAUAUGUAGAUUUUACACUGCCAUAUACAGAUUCAGGUGUAGUAAUGGUGGUUCCAAUGAAAGAUCAUAAGAGGAAAAGUCCUUGGAUUUUCUUAAAACCUUUGACUUGGGAUUUAUGGGUUACCAGCCUUGGCUUCUUCCUCUUCACUGGUUUUGUUGUUUGGGUUCUAGAACACAGAAUUAACGAAGAUUUUCGCGGACCACCUUCUCAUCAAAUCGGCACAAGCUUUUGGUUCUCCUUUUCCACCAUGGUUUUUGCACAUAAGGAGAAUGUAGUGAGUAACUUGGGUAGAUUUGUGGUGAUCAUAUGGGUAUUUGUGGUGUUAGUAUUGACACAAAGUUACACAGCAAGUUUAACAUCACUUUUAACUGUGGAACAACUUGAACCAACACUUACUAAUAUAAACCAAGUGUUAAAGAGUGGAGAAAGAGUUGGGUAUUUAAGAGAAUCCUUUGUGUAUGGAUUGUUGAGACAAACGGGUUUUCCAGAUUCACAAAUUGUGGCUUAUGAUUCUAUUGAACAUUGUGACCAACUCUUGUCCAUAAAAAAUGCAAAAGGUGGCAUUGCUGCUGUUGUUGAUGAAACUCCUAAUAUGAAGGUUUUUCUUGCUCAAUAUUGCUCCAAAUAUACCAUGAUUGGGCCUAUAUUCAAAACCACUGGUUUUGGUUUUGCUUUCCCAAAAGGGUCUCCACUUGUAGGUGAUAUUUCAACAGCCAUUCUUAACGUGACCGAAAGAGAUGACAUGAAGAACAUCGAAAACAAAUGGUUCAAGCCAGCAGACAAGAGUUGUCUAGACUCUAACCCAAAAAUCUCACCAAACAGACUCAGUCUUGGUAGCUUUUGGGGCCUAUUCAUAAUAGCCGGAGUCUCUUCAUUAUUUGCGCUCAUAAUCUUUGUUGUUAUGUUCCUUCAUAAGAACAAACAAGUCUUGUUAGAUUCUAAUGAUCCAUUUGAGAAAAGAAUUAAGGUUUUUCUCAAGAAAUUUGACCAAAAAGACCUCAACUUCCAUCAUUUUAGAAAGAGUAACAACAACAACAAUAUUAAUAAUAAUAAUCAACUCAAUGGAUGUGGUGGGAUGGACAUGGUGGAGUUAUCAAAUAAUAAUACCGAGUGCCCUCCGAGCCCAUCAGACUCAAACUCGUUGCCAGUUUCAAUGGAAGAACAAAGAUCAACUAUAGUGCCGACCAUUGAUGAGCUUCUUGUUCAAAUUAAUGAAGAUCACUAGCUUACCAAGUUACUAGAGAAAAUAAUUAAAAAUCAUAUAUUUUUUAAUAUAUGCGUAAAUAAUUUAUAUUGCUGAUUUUUUUAAUGUAUGUUAUUGGACAC